Molecule: messenger RNA, 720 nt
Organism: Micromonas commoda
Lineage: Eukaryota; Viridiplantae; Chlorophyta; Mamiellophyceae; Mamiellales; Mamiellaceae
Source: the annotation of a RefSeq genome assembly
AUGACAAAAAUAUCUUCGCCGUUUCGUAUGAAAGUUCUUCGAAAAAUUGGUGUUUCAUUAUGGCCAUGGCGUCAUAUGACUUUAAAACAAGUUGAGAAGUUAGAUAAAAUUGUUCAAAAGCAAAGUAAACAAACUUCGUUAUUAGAAAGAAAAAAGAAACGUACACAGUUUGCUUAUCAGUUACAAGCAAAACAAAUUGUAAAAGCUUUAUAUGGAAAUCUAAAUACUUCGUAUUUCAUUUCUUUUUAUAAAAAAAGUUUGAAAAUGAUUGGAAAAUCAAAUAUUAAUUUUUUUAGCCAAUUAGAAAGACGCUUGGAUUGUAUACUUUAUCGAGCAAAUUUUGUAACAUCUUUUCAAGAAGCUCGACAAGUGAUCUCACACCAAAAAGUUUGUGUAAAUACAGUAAAAAUAAAUAAACCUGGAUAUAUCGUAAAACCGGGUGAUAUCAUAUCUUUUGUAUCAGACAUAAAAGAUACUCAAGCACUAAGUAUAACAAAUUUUUUAAAUAGACCAGCUACAAUAAAAGCUUUAAAUGAUAAAGGUUCUUUACAAAGUAAAAACAAUCGAGCUCUUUCUCCAACAAAAGUAUUUUAUAAACCAGUUCAUUUAGAAAUAAAUUAUCAUACAUUAACUAUAGUGUAUCUUUAUACACCUCAACAGUUAUAUUACCCAGUACAACUUCCGUUACAGCAUAUUGCUCGUGUGUUUAAUAAAGGGUAA